Molecule: messenger RNA, 1337 nt
Organism: Pezoporus flaviventris
Lineage: Eukaryota; Metazoa; Chordata; Aves; Psittaciformes; Psittacidae
Product: killer cell lectin-like receptor subfamily G member 1
Exons: 6
Coding region: 125-820 (231 amino acids)
Source: RefSeq, a predicted model, not a curated record
GGUGCCCCUGGGGACCCCACCAGGAAGUGACACUUUCCAUUUCACGUCACAGCCAGCUGCCAAAAGCGGCUGGGAAGGGGUUGCUUCUUCGCCUGUGGGUGCAGAGCAAGAGACUGAGGGAGGGAUGGACGAGGGGGUCACGUACGCUGAUCUGCGCUUGCCUCCCACCCCAGGUAAUGCUCCCCAGCAGACCGUGCGGCUGCCCUGGUGCUGGGCUGCCCUCAGCCUGGCUGUCCUCUCCCUGCUGCUUCUGCUGGCACAAAUCAUCCUCAUCAGCUUGAGCUUCCACUAUUUAGGACAACAGGCGAGCUGCACCUGUGGUGCCUGGAGCGGGGAGGAGAGCCCCAGCUAUGGGCGACAGAUGCAGCGAGGGCGAUGCCAGUUCUGCCCAGCUGGCUGGCUCUGGGAUGCGGGGCAGUGCUACUACUUCUCCUUCACCAAGAAGAGCUGGGAGCAGAGCAGAGAGGACUGCUGCUCCAGAGGGGCACAGCUGGUCACCAUCCGAGCCAACACCACCCUGGCUUUCCUGAUGCGCACAGCCAACACAGAGGUCUUCCACGUGGGGCUGAAGCGGGAUGGCUCCAGGUCUGACUGGAAGUGGCUGGAUGGCACUGCACUGAAGGGGCUCUUCCCAAUCCAUCGCUCCACCAGCUCCUUCCUGGCCUGCGGCAGGGUGUCAGGGCUGGGGCUGUCAGGUGGUCUGUGUGGGGAAGCCCUGGGCUGGGUUUGUGAGCAGCGCGCAUCCACCCUGCAGUGGGUCCGGUCCUCGCCACCCACCCUCCUCUGGGGAAACACCACCUACACCUGCAUUGGCCCCUGAUGACCAUGGGGACCUCCAGCCUGUCCCAUCCCAAUGCACAGGCAUCCUUUGGUGCUGCUGCUUCCUCAUUCAGACGCUUCACCCCGCUGGAUCUCUGCAAUUUGCCAAUAAAUCCUGGCACUUGAAUGCUGUGGCUGGUUUUGGGGGAUGAGGGCGGUGGGAUGGAGGUGCAUCCUCUGGUGCCCAGACCCAAUCGCAUUGCUGCUGGGUGGGAAACAGCACUGGAAGAAGUGGCAUCGAUCUGAGCACCCUCAUGUCCUGGGGGCAGCCUGGAAAAGCUCCUGUGCAGGCUGGAGCAGAUCCCUGCAAAGCUCCGGGCUUUUGGUUGUGGUGGUGGCUGUCCAGGGUUUAUUCUGCUUCGGUAAGCAUCCCUGGUCACAUGGAGGGCUGGGCAGGAGCUUGUCCGCUGGUUCACAUCCAGUCUGAGGAGGUCACAGCAAAUGCCCUCACUUUGCCUUGAGGCUGGGUGAUGAGUGAGAGUCUAAAAGGUCUACAGGGUCUUGGUUUGGAGGGGCUU